AUGGAAUUCAAAGUCGUUAAGCGUGUGUUGAUCGCCAACAGAGGCGAAAUUGCGGUUCGGAUCAUCAAUGCUUGCAAGAAGUACAAUUUAACGUCCAUUUCAAUCUACCCAAAGGAGGACAUUGAAUCUCUCCACGUCUCACAGGCAGACACGGCGGUCCAACUGGAAGGUACCGGCGCAAGCGCUUACAUCGAUAUCGACCAGAUUGUCAAGAUUGCAAUUGACGAGAAAGCGGAUGUUGUCAUUCCAGGCUAUGGAUUCUUGAGUGAAAACUCGACCUUUGCAAACAAGCUCGUUGCCAAUGGUAUUGCGUUUGCAGGGCCAUCCCCGGAGUCAGUUGAGAACUUUGGUUUGAAACACCUGGCAAGACAGAUGGCCAUUGAUUGUGGCGUACCGGUUGUUCCAGGAUCAGAUUUAAUUCGUGAUGAGACCACGUUGGUCGACACCUGCGAGUCCAUUGGAUACCCCGUGAUUUUGAAGGCUACAGCAGGUGGUGGUGGUAUGGGAUUGAAGGUGUGCCACUCGUCGGGGGAAGUUGCAAAGAGCUUUGCGGAAGUCAAGUCGAGAGGUGCAACGCUAUUUUCCAACACGGGUGUAUUCGUUGAGAAAUACAUCAGGAAUGGCCGUCACAUUGAAGUGCAAGUUUUUGGUAAUGGUCUCGGAGAGGUUGCCUCGUAUGGUGAAAGAGAGUGUUCGAUCCAACGGCGCCACCAGAAGGUCAUCGAGGAGACUCCGAGUCCCUUUGUUGAAAGCCUCGGCAAGCAAUACGGGUUGAGGAAGAGCUUGACUGCCUGUGCACGGAAACUUGCGUCCUCGGUCAACUACAAGUCUGCUGGUACGGUUGAGUUUCUAGUCGACGAUGACACCGGAGAGUUUUACUUUUUGGAAAUGAAUACCAGAUUGCAAGUUGAGCACGGCAUAACCGAGCUUGUGUAUGGUGUUGAUUUGGUUUACUUUAUGUUGUUGCAAUGUGAACAUGAGCUGGCAGGCACUGUUUUGGAUAUCGGCGUUUUAACCGAGAACUUGCAAUACAACCAUGAAGGCGUGGAGAUACCAAACGGCCAUGCAAUUGAGGUUAGGGUCUAUGCAGAGAAUCCACUCAGAGACUUUACUCCAUGUCCUGGCAGACUCCAUUUGGUUGAGUUCCCAGACGUCAGUUUCACCGACCACCAGCUAAGAAUUGACCAUUGGAUUGAGACUGGUGGUUGUGUCUCGCCUUACUUUGACCCACUAUUAGCCAAGGUUAUGGUCUGGUCCCAAACAAGAACGUCGGACAACAUCGUCCGUGUGUUGAAGGACACUAAAAUCAUGGGUCCAGUGAACAACAUCCAGUACUGUAUUGCGAUUCUGGAAAGUGAGGAGUUCAGGAAGGGAGAGACUCUAACCAGCUUCUUGGACACGUUUGACUUCCAUCCAAAGAUGCUUGAAUUUGAAGCAGGUGGUAAUUACACUACGAUCCAAGACCUGCCUGGCCGGCCUGAAGUUAGACACGGUGUUCCUCGUGCCGGCCCUGUGGACGACCUAUCCUUGCAGCUGGCUAAUAUCAUUGUCCACAAUGACAGAAACACCGAGGGAUUGGAAAUCACAGCCAAGGGCCCUACAAUCAAGUUCCAUUCAUCUGCAAUCAUUGCUUUUGCAGGCGCAAACUUUCCGAUUGUUCUGAACAACGACAAGACCUUACCCAUGUUUGCGGAGCUACACAUUCCAGAGGGCUCGGUGGUUGAGGUGGGUAGUGCAGUUGGCCACUCGUCCAAGUGCUACAUGGCCAUUCGGGGUGGAUUCCCGGGCGUUUCGAAGUAUCUAGGCUCGAAGAGUUGCACACCUGCGCUCAAACUGGGUGGACAUCAAGGGAGAACAUUUGUUGCUGGUGACUGUUUAGACAUUGCCGAGGUUGAGAGAGUCGAUGAGUUCAAGACAGGCUACGCAUUACCGCAGUCCUUCAUUCCAAAUUACGAGGACAGUGAGGUGAUUGUUCGAGUGAUCAGUGGACCCCACGACACACCGGACAUUGCGUCAGAAGAGGGCUUGCAGACGUUGUACAGCCAUCCGUAUAGUGUGAACUUCAACUCUAAUCGUGGUGCAAUUAGACUCGAUGGUCCGGCUUUCAAAUUCGAGAGAACCAGUGGGGGUGACGGUGGAGGACAUCCGAGCAAUAUACUCGAGUAUCCAUAUCCAUGUUGUGGUUUGAGCACAGUUGGUAAUAUCAUGGUAUUGUUUGGUGUGGAUGGCGCAACACUCUCAGGCUUUACGUGCGUUGCUGUUCCUGCGAGUGUGGAUUUUAGGAAGUUCGGGCAAGCUGCAAUCAACGGCACGAUUCGGUUCAAGCGGGUGUCAUACAACGACGCGGUGCAGUUGAUGAAGCAGAGAAACGAGUUUCUCGAGCUGGCGGAAACACGUCCAGUUGCCAGUACAGCAGAAAACAUGUAUUUGAAGUACGAUUCGUUGGAGCAAUAUGAGAGUGUUGAGUGUGUAUUUGGUAAGACGUUAUAUCAGAGAGAGGAGGGUGAGAACAUGCCGAUGGUUUCAUUCAGACAGGGCGGUGAGAGCAUGAUUGUCAUUGAUUUUGGCACGACGGAGUUUUCUUUGUUUAACAACGGACGCCAGCACAUUCUCGCCAAGGAGAUCGAAAGACAGCUGCAAGGCGAGUUUAACUCGAUUGAGUGUACUUCAGGUGCCAUGGCAGUUACGUUUGAUCCAUUGCUGGUUGCACGGGAUGGCUUGCUAUCCAAGUUGGUCUUCCUCGAGAAGAACAUCCCCAAGAUCGAGACGUUGACGGUUCCAUCACGUAAGUUCACAUUGCCGGUUUGUUUUGAGCACAGUGCGUUGGAUAGCUGCAUCAAGAGAUACAUGCAUUCGCAAAGACCGCACGCUCCUUAUUUGCCUAGCAAUGUUGAGUAUUUGAUGAGGGCCAACUGUAUUGAGACCUUUGAGGAGUUCAAGAAAUGUAUUAUUGGCAAGGCGGAGGUUGUUACUGCGGUAUCGUUUCUGUGUGCAGACCCGUUGCUGGUUAGCGUUGAUCCCCGAGCAAGAUUCCUAACAUCGAAAUACAACCCGGCACGUACUUCAACGCCCGCUGGUGCCAUUGGAUCCGGCAGUGUGUCUCAGUCCGUCUACCCAGUGGACUCUCCCGGAGGGUACAUGAUCUGGGGGAUGACGUUGCCAAGUUGGUACUGGGAUACGUUUGGUAGGCUUCACGGCAAGCCAUGGCCGUUGGAGGUGUUUGACCAAGUGGUGUAUUACGAAGUGUCAGAGGCAGAGCUGGAAGAGCUCAAUACUAAGGUUCUCACGAAGCAGUUGAAGUUUGAGCCCGAGGACACUGUGUUUGAUUUUGGCCAGUAUUCCGGGUUUCUGGAGUCCAUUUCUAGGGAACUGGAGGAACUACAGCGGAAGAGGAAGGCGGCGUUUGAAGUUUUGGUCGAGGAGGAGAUGACGGAUCAACUGCUGUGGGAGAGAGAAAAAGAGGAGGCUAGACUGUCGAAGACCGACGUUGGGGACUUGUUAUCCGAUCCAAACACUAUCCAGGUGUGUGCUACAAUUCCUGCCAAUGUCUUCAAACUGAACUUCAAAAAAGACGAUGUGCUUACUGCAGGAAACAUCCUUGCGGUGCUAGAAGCAAUGAAGAUGGAGAUCCCACUGAAGAUCAGCGACAAGGUAGCCGAACGGGACAACAAAUAUAGGAUUGUGGAGAAUGUGGUUGAAGAGGGAGAUAUCGUGGGUCCUGGAGAUGCUGUGGCCAUUGUGGUUAAGGUCUAA
Messenger RNA from Pichia kudriavzevii, 3753 nucleotides. RefSeq lists its product as uncharacterized. Gene Ontology annotation, molecular function: metal ion binding; ATP binding. The record is from RefSeq and is a predicted model, not a curated record. The transcript has a single exon. Lineage: Eukaryota; Fungi; Ascomycota; Pichiomycetes; Pichiales; Pichiaceae. The coding region runs from base 1 to 3753 and encodes 1250 amino acids.